UGAAUGUAUAUCUCAACCAAAGGUCACUGGAUAAACCUAAUCAAUCUGAUGUCAACUUGCGUGCUUCCAUGCAUGCAUGCACGCACGUUGUUUUCAUGAGUGCUAGGUGUUCGAUAAAAAGUUCAACCCAAGAAUGUCUGGUAAGGAUGAGCAAUUAGUUGGAGUACUCUGCUUCCUUGCAGCCAUAAAUUCUUCUCAAAUGCUCUCUGAAACUACCAAUCACACAAGAGAAAAGGGCGAUCUGAAAACAAUGGCCAAGUCCAUCACUGUGAAGCUAGGGUUUCUGUGCUUUGUGUUUCUUGAUGUCCUGCUCCUUUUCAUGGCUGAUGAUCAGUGCAAAGUCCAUCACUAUGAAUUUUUUCUGAAGGAGACAAACUUUACAAAGUUGUGUAGGACGAAGACCAUGUUGACAGUAAAUGAUAGCUUUCCAGGGCCUGUGAUUACUGUUCAUAAAGGAGACUUGGUUUAUUUUAAUAUCCAUAACCAAGCAAAAUAUGGUGUUACUAUUCAUUGGCAUGGGGUGAAGCAGCCAAGGAACCCAUGGUCAGAUGGUCCAGAGAACAUAACACAGUGUCCAAUUCAAGCAGGGACCAAUUUCACACAAGAAAUCAUACUGUCUGAUGAAGAAGGAACCCUUUGGUGGCAUGCCCACAGCGAUUGGUCUCGUGCUACUGUUCAUGGUGCCUUUGUCAUUUUACCUCCACAUGUCAAUUAUCCAUUUCCCACCCCUGAUUUUCAACAGAUUAUUGUUCUUGGAUCAUGGUACAGAGGAGAUGUCAUGGCCAUAUACGAGGAAGCUAUUGAAACCGGCGGUAACCCUAAUAUAUCAGAUGCUCACACCAUCAAUGGCUUCACUGGGAAUUCAACUGAUUGCCCUACUGGAGAAACAUUUAGAAUGAAGGUGACAAGUGGAAAGACAUAUCUUCUAAGAAUAGUGAAUGCUGUAAUGAAUGAAGAGCAAUUUUUCGGAAUUGCAAAACACAACCUCACACUUGUAGGCAUGGAUGGAGCUUACACUCAACCUCUCACAACCAACUACUUAAUGGUCACACCAGGCCAAACAAUGGAUGUUUUGUUCACAGCAAACCAAACUCCAACCCGUUAUUACAUGGUUUCAACUCCAUUUUCUGAUGGUUUUGCUGAAGUUGAUAACACAACUGCCAAGGGAAUAAUUGAAUAUUUAGGCGAUUAUACUCCUUCAUCGACUAUUAUUUCUCUGAACCUUCCUGAAUUAAACAAUACAACCGCUGCAUUUCACUUCACUGCUGCUUUAAAGAGCUUGGCAACUUCAGAGCACCCUAUUAAUGUUCCUAAGGAUAUUACCAGACAUAUUUUCAUAGCUAUCUCUUUAAAUGUCUUGCCUUGCCCCACUGGAAAAUUUUGCAAAGGUCCUUCUGUUGAUGAUAAUCAGACCAUCUUAGCUGCCAGCUUGAACAAUGUUAGUUUUUCUACUCCAAAAGUUGACAUCCUUGAAGCCUAUUACAGGAACAUCAACAACAUUUACACAGAAGAUUUCCCAAAUAGCCUAGAAGUAUUCAACUAUACAGGAGAUGUGACGAAUAUUUCACAAUACACAACACGAGGGACGAAGGUGAUAAUGCUAAAUUAUGGCGAAGCAGUUGAAAUUGUGCUCCAAGGGACGGCUAUUUUUUCACCGGAAAAUCAUCCCAUGCAUCUUCAUGGUUUUAGCUUCUACGUGGUCGGAAUUGGCUCUGGGAAUUUUGAUAAUUCCAGCAAUCCUCAUCAUUACAAUCUUGAAAAUCCACCACGAGUUAACACCAUUGGCGUCCCCAAGAGUGGAUGGGUAGCCAUCAGAUUCUUUGCUAAUAACCCUGGAGUAUGGUUUAUGCACUGUCACUUGGAAAGACAUGCAAGCUGGGGAAUGGACACAGUCUUUAUUGUGAAGAACGGAUGCACUCCACAGACGAGCAUUAGAAAACCCCCUGCUUACAUGCCUCCAUGUUUUGCAUCCUAGCUAGAAC
Messenger RNA from Manihot esculenta (cassava), 1982 nucleotides. Its product is annotated as laccase-14. The record is from RefSeq and is a predicted model, not a curated record. Gene Ontology annotation, biological process: lignin catabolic process. The transcript has 7 exons. Gene Ontology annotation, cellular component: apoplast. Lineage: Eukaryota; Viridiplantae; Streptophyta; Magnoliopsida; Malpighiales; Euphorbiaceae. Gene Ontology annotation, molecular function: copper ion binding; hydroquinone:oxygen oxidoreductase activity. Bases 134 to 1975 code for a protein of 613 amino acids.